This is a messenger RNA of Manis javanica (Malayan pangolin), 2457 nucleotides long. It is a transcript of the gene LMAN2L, whose product is annotated as lectin, mannose binding 2 like. The record is from RefSeq and is a predicted model, not a curated record. Gene Ontology annotation, molecular function: D-mannose binding. NCBI's taxonomy places the organism in Eukaryota, Metazoa, Chordata, Mammalia, Pholidota, Manidae. Gene Ontology annotation, cellular component: endoplasmic reticulum-Golgi intermediate compartment; COPII-coated ER to Golgi transport vesicle; endoplasmic reticulum membrane. Gene Ontology annotation, biological process: endoplasmic reticulum to Golgi vesicle-mediated transport.
CGCCGCUCCCCGCGCCAGCCCGCUACCACCAACACUCUUGCCACUCCGCCGCCGCCAAGCCAACUGCCCAAGCCGCUGGCUUUACGUCAGAGGGAGAAAAUCAGCAGAGGAUGCGGAGGGAAGAAUGGAAUCUGAGGGGAGACCACUGAGGACUAAACAAGAUCACAUCUGGCCCCCUUGGACCUCUGUAAUGAGAGAAGAGAGGAGGCUGGGGCAAAAGUGUACAGGUGUGGGCACAGGCAGUUCCUCACUGUGGAAUCUGAUGGGCAAUGCCAUGGUGAUGACCCAGUAUAUCCGCCUUACCCCAGAUAUGCAAAGUAAACAGGGUGCUCUGUGGAACCGAGUGCCAUGUUUCCUGAGAGACUGGGAGUUGCAGGUGCACUUCAAAAUUCAUGGACAAGGGAAGAAAAAUCUGCAUGGGGAUGGCUUGGCAAUCUGGUACACAAAGGAUCGGAUGCGGCCAGGGCCUGUGUUUGGAAACAUGGACAAAUUUGUGGGGCUGGCAGUGUUUAUAGACACCUACCCCAAUGAGGAGAAGCAGCAAGAGGCCCAGAAGAGGCGAUAUUCUCCAGGAGUCCAGCGAGUAUUCCCUUACAUCUCAGCCAUGGUGAACAAUGGCUCCCUCAGCUAUGAUCAUGAGCGGGAUGGGCGGCCUACAGAGCUGGGGGGCUGUUCAGCCAUUGUCCGCAAUCUCCAUUAUGACACCUUCCUUGUGAUUCGCUAUGUCAAGAGGCAUUUGACGAUAAUGAUGGACAUCGAUGGCAAGCAUGAGUGGAGGGACUGCAUUGAAGUGCCUGGGGUCCGUCUGCCCCGGGGCUACUACUUUGGCACUUCCUCCAUCACUGGGGAUCUCUCGGAUAAUCAUGAUGUUAUUUCCCUGAAGUUGUUUGAGCUGACAGUAGAGAGAACCCCAGAAGAGGAGAAGCUGCAUCGAGAUGUGUUCUUGCCCUCAGUGGACAACAUGAAGCUGCCUGAGAUGACAGCCCCUCUGCCACUGCUGAGUGGCCUGGCCCUCUUCCUCAUCGUCUUUUUCUCUCUGGUGUUCUCUGUAUUUGCUAUCGUCAUUGGUAUCAUACUCUACAACAAAUGGCAGGAGCAGAGCCGGAAGCGUUUCUACUGAGGCUUGCUGCUGCAGUGGGAGCCAGUGCUGGCCUGAGCACACGGCCCAGGGGCUCUUCCCCAGCCGCCAACAGCUGGUCAGGGACUCUCCUGUCACUGCAGCUUUGAAUGCAGGGACACCGCAUUGCCAUGGCCAUCUGCAGGGUCAUCUAAGUCUGAUUCAGGAAGCCCACCCAGCUCAGGGCAGUGCUGCUCUGAUGUGCCUUUCCCCGCACCCCCUUCCCCUUGGGAGCUAAGAGGGCUGGAGAAAAUCUGUGCUGUUACAAUGCCAAAACCACAGAAAGGGAUUUCAUAGCCCAGACUGCCUUGUGGUCGGACUCAGAGGACCCUUUUACUCCAUUUUUAAAUCUGCAAAGAAGAGAACACUGGUAACUACUCAUAUCUUCUAGCCAUCCGGUCACUGGUUUUUGCUUUUUGUCUUAAGUCUCUGUCCACCUGAGGAGCUUUCCUUGGAAAUCUGAAUGGAAACUUCUCCCUGCCUUCACCUUCCUCUCCCUCCAUUCAUUGUCCUCUCCAAAUGCAAGCUGAGCUGGAAAAGACUCUGUGGAUGCCUCUCUCUCUCUGUUGGCACCUGGGGCUGCAGAACAAAGUUCUGUUUCACAACCGUCACUAGGUGGCUGUAGGGAGAGGGCCUCCUGCUAACUCACUGCUUUGGCCUUUGCCCUUUAGUGUGGAUCUUGGUUCCACUGGUGUGUUUGUGACCUUCCCAGUUAGGUCACUUUAGACCUUCAGUCAAGUUUGGCCUGUAAAUUGGUGUACAAGUCAAGAGAAGCUUGGAAGAUGCCACAGAUGCAGUGGGAUUAACUGUGAAACUGACCAGCUCCACGUUUUGACAUCAGGAGCAACAUUUACUAUGUGAUCUGACCAUGUGGAUGUGUUUCUGGACUUUCUGGUGCCUGUUUAACUGCAUGUUUUGUAUUUAUCGUGAUUUUUGGAAUCCCGUUUUGAAUGUUCAAAAUAUGAAGAAGGUUUCUUCUUAUAUAGCCUUGGCUUGGAUACUGCCUGAAGAGGAAAAAACUUGGCUUCUUUCUCUUAAUAGAUAAGAAACAGUUGCUGUUCUUGUGUUGCAAAUCUGGGACAGUAGAAUCUCAUCACCUGUGCCUGGACAAGUUUCAUGGUCAUUGAGCAACAGAGCCUGAGUGUCAGCCCUUCUGUGGCUCAACCCUUAUUCCACUGCCUUAUCUGACAAAGGGUUACCUGCUGCUCACCUUCUGUACUGUGACUAAAUUGGCUAACAGGCAAGAGUCUCCCUGGAAGGCCUGGAACUCUGAGCUUCCCUAGCUAUGUACCUCUAUAGGCUAAGGAAAUUCCUAAAAUGGCUAUGGAAACCAAAUGUGA